AUUAUCACUUCAACGUUGAUCGUACUUUCAAGUGAAUUAAAGAUGUACUUGAAAUUUUUCUUAAUUUUAUCAAUUUCUUUUGUGUCUUUACAAGCAAUUGACUAUUGUGAUGAGAAACUAUGUAAAAGAGGGCCUCAUAUAGCUUGCCAUGCAAGAGAUACUUUUAAAUCUCACUGUCCACAUGGAAUUGAGCUUGUAUCAAUGGAUUCACAUAUGCAGGAUGUAUUUCUACAACAUCAUAACUCUAUUAGAGAACUUGUUGCUGCUGGAAAGCAUCAUAGAGGAUUUCGAAAAGCAGCGCGAAUGUGUUCGAUGGUUUGGGACUCGACUCUAGCCUAUUUUGCAAGACUUAAUGCAUACAAAUGCGACGGUGAACAUGACAAAUGUCGAAAUCAUCCAAAUUUCCCAUCCGUAGGUCAAAAUAUAUACGAAGGAUAUGAUUCAAGUCCACUAACAGCAGAAGCUGUGAUCGAAAAAGCUAUAAACAAAUGGUACAUGGAAGGAGAAACUGCAUCAAAUCACCAUCUUUCUCAUCUUAGUAAUGGUGGCAGUGUUGGACAUUUCACACAACUUGUGAAUGAUCGUGCAUGUCAAAUUGGAUGUGCAGCAACACUUUGGACUGAACACAAGCGUCAUCAUUUCUAUGUUGUUUGUAAUUAUAGUUUUGGAAAUUUGGUUGACAGUUUUGCUUACAAAACAAAAGGAGAUAAAUGCCAAAAAGGAUAUAAUCCUAAUCAUCCACAUUUGUGUCAUCCUGAUGAAGCUAAAAUCAUUCAAUAUGAAUGAGAAGUAAUGUGUUCCUUACACGUGUGAGAAGUUUGCAUUUAUAUUAAAGAUUCUUUUGUUUAUAUUACGAAUAAAAGCUCAUAAGUUUAUCCUACGUGUGUGUUUUUUUUGAAGGAUAUGCAAAGUGCUGUGAACAAUAAAUGCAAACUAAAUGAAAACUAUUAGAACUGAA
Chironomus riparius is the source of this 958-nucleotide messenger RNA. The record is from the annotation of a GenBank genome assembly. Lineage: Eukaryota; Metazoa; Arthropoda; Insecta; Diptera; Chironomidae.